Alexandromys fortis (reed vole) is the source of this 8136-nucleotide messenger RNA. It is a transcript of the gene Palm2akap2, whose product is annotated as PALM2 and AKAP2 fusion. Bases 302 to 4183 code for a protein of 1293 amino acids. The transcript is spliced from 10 exons. The record is from RefSeq and is a predicted model, not a curated record. Gene Ontology annotation, biological process: regulation of cell shape. NCBI's taxonomy places the organism in Eukaryota, Metazoa, Chordata, Mammalia, Rodentia, Cricetidae. Gene Ontology annotation, cellular component: membrane.
GCAGGCGGCCCACGUCCCCGCCAGGCGCGGCCGGUGGUGGCGGUGGCGGUAGAGACCUGGAUCUUGCAGUUCGCGGCGGCGCUGGGGCGCAGCCAGGCGGCGGCGCCGGCAGAGACCGAGGCUGAGCUCUGAGCUAGCCGUGCACCCAGCUUUGCCCGCCCCCCACGAGCGGACCCCACACACCCUUCGGCUGUCCCUGGGGUCGUUGAGCCCCCCACGAGUGCCCUUCUAUCUCCUUGAGUGACUACAGCGUGUGUUUUUUUUUUUCCCUUCUUCCCCUGCCCGUGUGCCCUUCUCCAGGAUGGCAGAGGCGGAAUUGCACAAGGAGAGGCUGCAAGCCAUAGCAGAAAAAAGAAAGAGGCAGACAGAAAUCGAAGGGAAGAGAAGGCAGCUGGACGAACAAGUACUGCUGCUGCAGCAUUCCAAGUCCAAAGUGCUCCGGGAAAAAUGGCUGCUGCAGGGUAUGCCUGCGGGAACAGCGGAGGAGGAGGAAGCCAGGAGGCGGCAGUCUGAGGAGGAUGAGCUCAAAGUCAAGCAGCUUGAAGAUAACAUUCAGAGGCUGGAGCAGGAAAUACAAGCGCUCGAAAGUGAAGAGUCCCAGAUAUCUGCCAAAGAGCAGCUCAUCCUCGAGAAACUGAAGGAGACAGAGAAAUCCUUCCAGGACUUGCAGAAGAGUUUCUCCACGGCUGAUGGAGCUAUAUACGCCAUGGAAAUUAAUGUGGAGACAGACAAACAGACAGGAGAGACCAAGAUUCUCUCUGCAUCCACCAUUGGCCCAGAGGGGGUCCAUCAGAGAGGAGUCAAAGUCUAUGAUGAUGGUACCAAAGUAGUGUAUGAGGUGCACUCAGGAGGCACCGUGGUAGAAAACGGAGUCCAGAAAUUAAGCGCAAAGGACGUGGAAGAACUCAUUCAGAAGGCUGGACAAUCAAGCUUCAGGGGACACAUGUCGGAAAGGACUGUUGUUGCGGAUGGGAGCCUGGGCCAUCCCAAGGAACACAUGCUCUGCAAAGAAGCCAAGUUGGAAAUGGUACAGAAAUCCAGGAAAGACCCCCCUUCGGGAAACCCCGGGCAGCAGGCUCAGCCCGCCAGCACGGAAGGGCCAGAGGCAAACCUGGAUCAACCCGUCACCAUGAUUUUUAUGGGCUACCAAAACAUCGAAGAUGAAGAGGAGACUAAAAAGGUGCUAGGCUACGACGAAACCAUCAAGGCCGAAUUAGUCUUGAUCGAUGAAGACGACGAGAAAUCGCUAAGAGAGAAGACAGUGACGGACGUGUCCACCAUCGAUGGGAACGCGGCCGAGCUGGUGUCCGGGAGGCCCACGUCAGAUACCACAGAACCCUCAUCCCCAGAAGGCAAAGAAGAGAGCCUGGCCACAGAACCAGCCCCAGCAUCUGGGUGGUCCGGUGUGCUGCUACAGGGGGAUGAGGCAACUGCAGAUCCCAUAGGAACCGUAGGAACCUGUGCAGACAUGGCCAUCAAGAAGCCUCCCCAGCUUUCUGAGGAUGCUAACCAGCUGAGAAGCAAGCAGGACGACUGUGGUGACACUCGCCUGGAGCCUGCUGCCAGCUCUCCCUCCCCAGAUCGCAAAACCAUGGAAAUUGAGGUGUCCGUGGCAGAAUGUAAAAGUGUGCCCGGAGUCACCUCUACCCCCCAUUCCAAGGACCACUCUUCCCCCUUAUACUCGCCCUCACACAAUGGCCUCCUCGCUGAUCACCACGAGUCCUUAGAUAACGAUGUUGUCAGAGAGAUCCAAUAUCUAGACGAGGUGCUGGAGGCCAAUUGCUGUGACUCCUCUGUGGAUGGGACUUACAACGGAAUCUCCUCCCCAGAGCCUGGCGCGGCCACACUGGUGAGCAGCCUGGGCUCACCUGCCCAUACGCCUACCCCCUCAGCUACUCAGGCCGAACCCACUGAGACAGCACCCGGCAGGCAUGUGCCUCCUCACAUUGAGCUCAGUAGAAGCCCUUCUGACACCAUGGCUGAAGGAGAAAGAGCCAAUGGGCACGCCACUGACCAGCCCCAAGGCAUGCUGGGGGACGGCCUGCAGGCCCCUGCCAGUCCCAGCUCCUCUACCAGCUCGCACUGCUCCUCCCGAGAUGGGGAGUUCACGCUCACCACGCUGAAGAAGGAGGCCAAGUUUGAGCUGCGGGCCUUCCACGAGGACAAGAAACCCUCCAAGCUCUUCGAGGAGGAUGAACGGGAGAGGGAGCAGUUCUGCGUGCGGAAAGUGAGGCCCUCGGAAGAGAUGCUGGAGCUGGAGAAGGAGCGGCGGGAGCUCAUCCGGAGUCAGGCCGUGAAGAAGAAUCCGGGCAUUGCCGCCAAGUGGUGGAAUCCCCCCCAGGAAAAAACUAUUGAGGAGCAGCUGGACGAGGAACAUCUGGAGUCGCACAGAAAGUACAAGGAGCGCAAAGAGAGAAGGGCACAGCAGGAGCAGCUACAGCUGCAGCUGCAGCAGCAGCAACAGCAGCAACCGCCCCUGUCCCAGCCCUGCACAGCCCCAGCUUCCCACGAACACCUAGACGGCAUUGAACGCACCAAAGAGGAUGUGGUCACCGAGCAGAUUGACUUCUCUGCGGCACGCAAGCAGUUCCAGCUGAUGGAGAAUUCCCGGCAAACGGUGGCCAAGGGCCAGAGCACACCACGGCUCUUCUCCGUCAAGCCGUUCUACAGACCGCUUGGAUCCCUCAACUCAGAUAAGCCGCCAACCAUCUUGAGACCAGCCACCCUUGGGGGACCUCUGGAAGACUGCAGCAGCCAGGCAGCCAAGGGGCAGAGAGGGUCCUGUGUAUCCGAGAGCCAGUCUCCAGGAGCAGGCCCGGGUAGCACUGCCACUCAGGGAAAGGAAGGGCCAUACAGUGAGCCUUCCAAACGUGGACCCUUGUCUAAAUUGUGGGCAGAGGAUGGGGAGUUCACGAGUGCCCGGGCCGUGCUUACUGUAGUCAAGGACGAAGAUCAUGGGAUUUUGGACCAGUUUUCAAGAUCUGUCAAUGUGUCUUUGACCCAAGAGGAGCUGGACUCAGGUUUGGAUGAACUGUCUGUGAGGUCUCAGGACACCACUGUCCUGGAGACUCUGUCCAAUGACUUCAGCAUGGACAACAUUAGUGACAGCGGAGCUUCCAACGAGACACCCAGUGCCCUUCAGGAAAACUCUCUGGCUGACUUCCCGCUGCUCCAGACUCCCCAAACAGACAACCCCUCAGAGGGCCGAGAAGGAGUCUCCAAGUCCUUCAGCGACCAUGGUUUCUAUUCUCCUUCUUCCACGCUGGGAGAUUCUCCAUCGGUGGAUGACCCCUUGGAGUAUCAGGCUGGGCUCCUGGUGCAGAAUGCCAUCCAACAAGCCAUAGCUGAGCAGGUGGAUAAGGCUGAGCCGUACACCAGCAAGGAGGAGCCAGAGCAGCAGGGACCCGAAGCAACAGCCGAGGAAGCUGAAAGCCUGGCUUCUGGCACCGGGAAACCCCAGAGCAUGUUUGCGCCACCUCAGGUGUCCUCUCCCGUUCAAGAGAAAAGGGAUGUGUUACCAAAGAUCCUCCCCGUGGAGGACAAGGCACUCAGGGAAAAGGGGCCCUCCCAGCCACUGGCAGCUGUACAGCCCAGCGGGCCAGUCAACAUGGAAGAGAGCAGGCCCGAAGGAGGCUACUUCAGCAAGUACUCAGAGGCAGCCGAGCUGAGAAGCACAGCCUCCCUCCUGGCUACGCAAGAGUCUGAUGUCAUGGUUGGGCCCUUCAAACUAAGGUCAAGGAAGCAGCGGACUUUGUCCAUGAUCGAAGAAGAGAUCCGAGCAGCCCAGGAAAGGGAAGAGGAGCUGAAGCGACAGAGACAAGCGGCCCAGAGCGUCCCCAGCCCCAGGGCCAAGAAUGCCCCAUCGCUGCCUUCCAGAACUCCCUGCUACAAAACUGCUCCAGGGAAAAUAGAGAAAGUCAAACCUCCUCCAUCCCCCACAACCGAAGGUCCCAGCUUGCAGCCUGACUUAUCCCCCGAAGAGGCUGCCGGAACCCAGCGGCCCAAGAACCUGAUGCAGACCCUCAUGGAAGACUAUGAGACACACAAAUCUAAAAGGCGCGAGAGAAUGGAUGAUAGUAGUGUCCUGGAGGCCACACGGGUUAAUCGAAGAAAGAGCGCUCUGGCCUUGCGCUGGGAGGCAGGGAUUUAUGCCAACCAGGAGGAGGAGGAGGGCAAUGAGUAGACUUCCUUCAGCCCAGGAAACUCCUUUGCUGAAGGAGUUUCCGCAAAGAAACCAAGAAAUGAUCAAUUCAGAAGCAUUUUAACGGACUAUUUAUUGAAGUGCUUACAAACUCAACAGUUCUCAUGUAGACCAGAAGCUGCAAUGCACAAUGGUAAAAAAAAUAAACAAAUAAAACAAAAAGGAAAAAAAAAAAAGCGAAGAAGUCCACCCAUCAAACUCUGAGACCAGAGAGUAAGAAGAGAAAGGAUUUCUUCAUGAUUCAAAGAAGCCCCAGGCUUUGGACCAUUCCACAACCAAUCCAAAGGGACACAGGCCUGACAGAUGAGUCAGCAUAGCUGCUGCAGGCAGAACUGAAGCCAGCCUCAGCUGGGUGACAAGGAGCAAGCGGUGACUUAGUCGUCCCAUUCCGAGGCGUCAAACAAGGCCCAGGCUGGUGCAGUCUACAGCAGACAGGCUCUUCAUUCCGCCCUUGCUCUCCUGGGGCAUCAGACUUGUUGGGUCGACUCCGUUUUCUCCAGCAGCCAUAAAACGAGCGGUGUUUCUUUCCAUAGAUGCCCAAGAGGGGGCGCUGAUGAUUCAGUCUCGCUUCUGUGAAAUCAUUUUUAAUUGGGAACACUCAAUGGUCGCAAUAUAUAUAAAGACCUGUAUUUUUAAGACAAUAUCUCUUCAUGUUGCAGAUGCAAUCUGUUCUACGGUAGGAGGUUGAGAAUGCUAGGGGAGAGAGCCAAACCAAAUGGGUUAUUAGCUUUAGGACCUUCUGCGUAUCCUGGUGACUGGUCAUUUUAGGAAAACACACUUUCACAGUUCUGUUUCUUCAUAUGAAAAUUAUAUUUAGUGGGCAAUGACUAUUUUUAUGAUGGGAUGGGGGAUAGGAAUAUGGAUAAAAUCUGUACCCAGUAAACAGCUUGGUUCAAGAUGGUAGGGAUGUUUUUAGAAUGGCAAUAAUUGAAAACAGAAAGGGGGCAGGCUCUGCCUCAGAAGGGUAUAUAGUUGAUCAGAAGUAUGGUGUGUAUAACUAUUUUGUAUUUUAAAGUGGGCCUUAGAAGUGGUUGGGGCAUAGGGUGGACUCUCUUGGAUCUGAGAAAGGCAACGUUAAAGUCACGGAGGUAAAGAGAGAAAUGGGGAGGGGGGGGAGGAAGACUGGGAAAGGAAGGAAGAGAGAUUAUUUUUGCUGAAUAACCAGUGUUUUUCAGGAUGACAAAGAGAAAAAUGUAGAAUAGAAAUUUUAAGAACAGAUGUGGAAUCAGCUACAAAUCCUAAAGAUGGUGUGUAUGCCUCCGUGUGCCUGUAUAAAGAGUGUAUGUUCGCGAGCAAGGGUAUGACGUGUGUGUGCAUGUGUGUGCGUCCGCAUGUGUGUGUGUGUGUCCGUGUGCUAAAAUUUCAGGUUGAUCGUGACACAUGGCUGGACAGUAGUUCCUCCAUGGCUGUCUGCCAGCUUCAGGAGUGAGUGAGAGUUUUCUUUUUUUAUGAAAAGGGAUAUCAAGGCACAGGGCUGGUGCGCUAUUUCUUAUAUUGAACCGACCUAACAUGUUGUUUGCGUGAGUCACAAUUGUGAAGUUUGGUGCAGUUUUGUAUUGGUGAUUUGACAUUUAGACCACAUCCUAUUUAUUCUUAUGCUUUGUAUUCAUGCCUCACGGACUAUAGAGGACUCCAGCUUUACUCUCUCUGUCAUUUAAAGCAAUAUGAUAAGGGCAUUCACUAAUCAGGUGCCCUGAAUUUCUGGAUGAGGGAAUGUUUCAUUUCUGGCAAGGAGAGGGAGGGGGGGAGAAGGAGUGGGAGGGGGAGGAGAAAAAAGAAGAACUAACCAGCCUUCAUUAUUUUCCCUUUAUUUUAAAGACAAUUUCUUAAAAAGCAAUAAUUAAAUCAGACCUUGCUAAAAUCCAUUUUUGUUUUAUGUUAUUAUGUCAUAGGAUCUAAUAUGUUAUUCUAAUAAGUAGCGGCUCCACAAUAUUUAUAUGUACCUUCCCACGUGUUAUCUUUACCCUUUUUAUUAUACUAGCGCUGACUUUGGGGGAAAGCUUAUUCACUGGUAAGUGGUGGGCACGGGGUAAAAGGGAAUUGCCUGAUGACUUACAAGGAUCUUUAAGAACUGCCAAGGGACCCUGUAACUCUAAGCCAAAGUCUACAGAUGGUAGCCAGGUUAUACGAGGGGAGUGCACCCUGCCUUUAGAUGGUUCGUUCUUUUAGACAUAAUGUUUUUAAAAAUGCUAGAUGUUGGGGCAGAGAACAAAUGAGACCCUUGCUGCUGCAAGGAAUUUGCUUCACAGUAAGGGAAACUGGCCCAGGGCAAAUGUCCUGGCACAUGACAUCUGUGUCGGAUCAGAAGUCCUGCUAGCUAGCACACUGGAGGGCACAGCUUUGUCUAAGGAGUUCCAGCUGGAGGCCCCAACUGCCUGGCCCGAGAACACAGUGAUGUGGGUGUCCCUUCCCUUGGGAAACACAGGGAUAAGUGUCCCAGGGCCCUACCCAGUGGCAUAUAGAGCUAGAGAGUGAGAUAGUAUGGGUCAUACAAGAAAACUGGCUGCCCCAUGUUUUCUGGGAUCUGCUGGAGACUGUGGAGGCAGUGCAGACAACUCCCUCCGUUUUCACAAGAGGAAACGGUCCUCGUGAUUUCCUCAGAUUUCAUGUCCUGUUUGGAAGGGAACCUUGGACCCACACGGAGGGUACACUGAGGAAAGAAUCGGCAGCUGGAGCCCCCACACAGUCUGUGGGGUCACUUUGGUGGCAGAUGAAGUGGUCUUUUGAUUGCAGUAGAUUGAACAAGAAGUUCUGAAGGGUCGGGGAUUUAGAGCCGGGUACCGUGGGCCGUACUCCAUUUGUGGGUAAGGAGAGGCCCAGUUUCUGCCACUCUUUCCUGGUCACACAGCUUUUUUUUUUUCCCACGGUGGCCCCUCCAUUUCCUUGUUUUCCUGGUUUCCCUGAAUUCUAAUGGCUCCCAUUUGUUUCCUGGCUCUCCUUGCUGACGGUUCUAGAAUAUUCUAUUUAAAUGGAAAUCUGUUUCACGGGAGAGCCAGCUUUUCUCUGUGUUCUUGGCAAGGGCGGGGGGGGGGGUUAAUUCUUUUUCCUCAUUCAAGAAACAUUUGGGCCAUUUCUUUGGGCGUCUCCCUGUAGGCUUUAGGAUCCCACACGGGCCUCAUCACUUUACCCGACGUGAUCCAGCAGGUCCCUGGAGGAAAGGACGCCCUGCCCCAUAGGCCCGAGGUGAGAGGCUCCUCGCAAGUUUUGCCUUGGACACUCGGCUCUACCCUGCAUCAAAGCUUGUUAGUCUCAACUGUAAGAAAUGUGUAGCUUCCGUAGAUGUUCACAACCCUCCUGAAGAACUCCACACCGCGGUGUUUGAACGCCCACUUCCCUCCAGAGCCGAGGCUGACAGCCUUGGCUGUCUUAUCUAGGAAUAAAGGAAGCAGGACACGGUGCACGUCCCUUCCUCUUCCCUGUGCAUGCUGCCCACCCUAGGCAACGACAUAGAAACAGUAUAUAAUCAGUGUCCACACACACAUUCACGCACACACCCCCCCACACACUAGAACAAGGAACACCAAAACAGUGUUGAUUGUUGUCUUUAAAGAUAUUUUUUUCACCUGAAGAAUGGACUUAACCUAUGUAUUGAAAAAAAAAAAAAGCCUAAGUGUUAGAGAUGGUGACUAUAUCCAGUUUCAGUUACACGACCAAUUUACUGGAUUUUAAGCGUUCCGUAAGCUGCCAAGUUUUAUUUUGUGUUGCUCUUUAUCCAAAUGAUUUUUCCUUAUUUUUUUUUUAAUUGGAGGAAGGGUGGGUUGGGGGGAUGAGGGGCAGCAGCAAUACUGUGUUUGAAAAAAAAAUGAUACUCUGUACCUGGCUUUCCUGUGUUAUGUUAACCACUUCAAUGUUUUUAUUCUGCUUCAGUUUUAUAGUGACUGUGAAGGCGUUCCAUGCAGCUAUACAGUUAUUUUCUCAAUAAAACUCAACACGCG